Phalacrocorax carbo (great cormorant) is the source of this 12493-nucleotide messenger RNA. The record is from RefSeq and is a predicted model, not a curated record. NCBI's taxonomy places the organism in Eukaryota, Metazoa, Chordata, Aves, Suliformes, Phalacrocoracidae.
GACUUCUACCAUAGCUACCUUGGCACCGCCGGGUCGCACAUCCCUGGGGCAUCCCGGUCCGCAGAACGUGGGAGCAUCCCGUGAGAGCGUUUUGCAACCUGGGUGUCCCCACCAGGGUAACGCUUCCCAAGGAAGGUCGGUCCUGAAUGGCAGUUGAUGACCAAAAUGCACAUCUGGAGGCAAGCUCCUGGUGUCUGCUCCCCACAUCCUCCAGCCCCGCUCCUUUAUUUCCUUCCAUUCAAAAAAAUGACAAAUAUUUGCAUUUGCUGGGAAGAAGAGUCCAGUCAGGACCACUGGGAAUGUUUCAGGAGUAUUUGAAGGCGGUGGAGGACCUUCCUGAAACACCAACCCUGGAAAACACAGCCAUCCUCUCUCCCCAGAUAGAAAUCGCUGCUACUGGAAGAGAUUAUCUUCGCAUAAAAUCCCCACUUAAAAUUAAAAGCCUGGCUAACGGGGCAGCUCGCGGGAAGGGCUCCAGCUGAGCCGGCUGGGCAGUGUGGGGCACGAGCGAUCGAGUGCCCAUAUCAGUUAAAUAAGCGAGAAGAGUAAGGAGUAUUUUUUGCGGGGAGCAGCUGCGGAGGGGUGUGGGGUCCUGGGGAGCCUCCUGGUUUUCCGCCCCUCCUCGGAUCCGGCUUGUGCUGGGGUCUGGUGCCAGGGUCUCCGGCUGUGGCAGAGUGGAAGUGCCCAGCAGCAGGAGCUGGGACCUGAGCUGGAGGUGACCAAAGCGAACCCCAAGCUCUGGUGCAGCCUUGGCUGACUUCUCUUGUGCCUGUUACUUCAGCUGGAGACUUCAAAAGGAUCUGAGCUUUACAGCAUCAGCUCCCCCGAUGGUCACUGGUGAGGUUUAGCUUCUUCUGUACCCUCACUUUUUACCAGCUGUUCUCCCCAAAAUCAGUUUUCUCAUUGUCUUUUUUUAUUUCCAAAGGAUUAUCUGUGUAUUGGAAAAGUCCAUAUUACUUAAACUGGAUUUAAAAAACACACAUUCAAGUAAUUAAUCUGCAUAAAUUGUUUAUGGCACUGGCAAAAUCCAGCAGCCCAGCUCUUUGGGUGCCGGUCCCCUGAUAGCAGGCAGUGCUGUGUUCAGCAUAGCAAGUUCUCAUCUCUGGUGUUGGUGGGACCAAACCCUUCCAGCUGCUGGUGGCCAGCCCAGCUCUCCCCUCCUAGUAUCAGAUGCCUCACUCGAGUGCAUGGGGUCCACCUUGGGUGGUUGUCUUCAUUCUUUCCCUUUGCUUGCCUCGAAGGUGGAGGAAUGAUCGGACGCACUGUCUCAUCCUGCCCCAGCUCUCGUGAUGGUGUUGAACUCAUUAUUUUCACUGGAGGCUGUGGAAGGGCCAGGAGGAGCACUGGGAUAAGUCCUUGCACCAGCAGCUGAUGGGCACAUCGCCCAGUGGAUCCCAUCGUCUCCUUUGAUGCCACCUUGCUGCCCUUGGAUGAGGCUGGGACCUAGUGGGGUGGUCUGUUCAGAUACACUCAAAAUGUGUAUCCUUCAACUUAUUUUCAUUUUUCUACCAUGAUAAUGGUAAUACAGCUCCUGAGGCAAAGGUCUUGGUGGCAGUCAGAUGGCAGCUGCCAUCCUUUUUUGUCUCCUCAUGGUGUGGAGACCUCUGAACCUUCCCUGGCCUGGCCCAGGUGUUUUCUCUCCUGGAAGCACCGCAUGUGCUGGAAGAGCUCCUCCGUAAUGCUCACCUCGGGCUUCACCAUGUGCCAGGGAAUGCUGACAGUGGGUAGACCAAGGAUGAUUUCGGUCUGAAGGCAUCGUCCUCCCAGCCUCGGGAGAGCAGACCCAGAGGCAACGAUGCUGCGUGGCAUAGCGGCCAGGGCAGGACUCUGCCAACAAGAGCCUCGGGGUGAUGCCAUUGGCUUCCAGCCUGGCUUGCAGGGCCUGUGGCCAUCUCCCUGGUGACUCCUGUUUGGGGUGUCCCCUGUGCCACAGGGCAGCGUGGGGGCACGGUGUUCCCAAACAUCCCCCAGGGCCCCCAUGCUGGUGUCUCUUGGGAUUCAGGGCUGUCUCUGGUACACCUUGGUCCUCCUUCUGCUGGCAUCUGAGCCAGUGGCAUCAGCAUCUCCUCCUAGAGUGAGCUACCACAACUGGGAGCAAACCCUGGCAGAUGCAGCGAGGUUUUGGGGUCUCUGUCACCAGAGACCAGCAUUGCUGUGGGGAAAACGUGGUGGUUUUUAUGGCCCAAGCAAAGGGAUCUCUGAGGCGUCAUUUUGGGGAUUAUUUCUCAUCUGGAAAGCAGGAGGUGAGAAGAGUGGCAGCAACUUUAGGGAGGUGCUCACACAGCCCUGCUCAAGGCACUUUGUCCCCGGAGUGGCUCUGGCACAUAUCCGGGCAGGAGAGGAGCGCUUUCUUUCUAAACUUAUGAAUCCAGCAGUGGAUGCAGCCAAAUAGCCCGGAUUAAAUGAUGGGGAGGUAUUUUUUUAACAUCUUCUCUCACUCCCUGUUCAAAGGGAACAUUUAGGACCGAGUGGGAAGACUACAAGUUACUCCAUUUGUGCUGAGCAUCCUCUUAUCCUAUAUGUGGGAAUACAUCCGUGUGUGUACGAGGCACGCAGCACCUGGCCUGGCCAGCCAGCGCUGCCUUUCUGCCUUCCUUUCCCUCUGGCUGCCAGCAGGCACAAAGGCGGGUUUGUUCCCUGCUCCUGCUGUCGAAGGCCGUAGGUGCCCAGCAGCCCUGUGGAGGGGGGACCACAGCCACCCCGGCUCUCUGCAGGAGCUCUCACCUGUCCCCAGCAGGGCGUUAAGCACUGCCGGUGUUAUCCAGAUGGCUUUGCUUGAUUUUGCUGGAGAAAAACCUUUCCUGAGCCCCAGUGACGCUAUGGUUUGCCUUCAGCUGCUGUUGGUGAGUGAUGUUUAGAGACACGUGCCCUCCGGAGACCUUGCCCACACCCCUGUGUCCUGCACGCGCCGGGGCCAGAGCAAAGCUUUGCUAGGCUGGGAUUUGCAUUUUAAUUAAGCUCAUGGAUUUUUUUUUUUUCCAGGCUUCUUGUAGUCAGGUCUCCUUCCUUGCUCGCUUCCCCUGAGCCCCUGCGUCUGCAGGGCUUGGUUGCAAGCAGUUUUCCGGAGGUAUGCUCCAUCCCAGCUCUCCAUUUAUAGAAAGGAAUUAAGGAGAAAUGAGGGAGCAUUACUAAGAGGAUUUGCACUGUGACUUAGUCAGUUUCUCCAAAUAAUUUGCAGUAGCUCUGUAUUCUUUAAUCAACACCCAUUUCCUUUUGGAAAUGAAAGGAGAAGCGGGAAGGUGCCAUCCAGCUCGGCUCUUUGCCAUUAAAUGGGAGGUUUGCAAUUCAAUUUAGGGAGACCUGGAAGGGGGAUGAGGGUGUGCAUAUGUGCAUGUGAAAGAGAGAAGUGUUUCUCAGUGCUCAGACAGCCUCUGCCACUCUGUCCCAGGUGCAGUUUUGGGCUCCUCUGUCCCUCUGUGGAGCCUGCGGUUGCACGUCAGGAGAGGUGUUUUAGUUGAUGUGAACCACGGCUGGGGAUCACCCCAAUGUGGAGCCGUUGGUGGCUCUGCUCUGGCAUGGCAUCUCCUUAUGAGAGGAGCUGGGCUGAGUCAGGGGUGGUGGGGGUCCCAUGGGAUGUGCUCCAGCUCGCCCCAAGGGCUGGCAGUGCUCGUUGCCAGUGGGAUUCCUGGAGUUCUGCAGGGAAUGCACUGAAUUCCCCCAGGGCAGUCUGGCAGCUGGCUGUGGCAACCUAUCAAGCCAGGGCAAAAGACCUUGCACGGGUUUAUGGAGACCCCCUGGGUACUGCGGAAGGAGGAGAAGCAGCUCAGGCAGACCCCACUGCUCAGGGCAGAGAUAAGGUUGGAUAGUCUCUGCUCUAUUAGCUGACUCUGCUCCUUCCCUAAAUGGCCUGAGCCUUUCUGUGCUGGUGGCAGUGGGGUUUCCUUGCCCCGGCUCGAGAGGCACUUGAAACACUACCGGUGCUUGCAGCAUUACCGGUGCUUGCAGCACAUGCGAGCAUGCUGCUUACCCAGCCUUGGCAGAGCAGCUGUGGCCCGGUCCUGCCCUGGGUGCUGCCCUGCUGAGGUCUGCUCCACACCCCAACCCUGUGGCCCUGCCGUGGGGAGGCCGGCGUGGCAGUGUCACCCCCUCGCAGCUCUCAUUGUGCAAAUGGGGCCCUGCCGGCCUCUGCUCUCGCUUCCCUCCCAGCCCCACUGCCUUGCACAAGAGGAAACACCAGGGUUUCCCUUCCUGGCAGCGGGGAGGGGUGUGGGGCUGGAGGAAGGGGCCCGCCUGCCCCACGGCCGCUGUAGUCCCCUGCCCUGCUCCCAGUGCUGGGGGGUACAGCAGCAGGAGAGGAGCCCAUUGGGCUCCUGCGUGGGUAUGGGGACCAGGGUCUGACAUCCCUCCAUCGGCACGAAACUGGAACCAGGCCAGCGGUGCUGCCAAGGACACGCUCCUGUCCUGGCAGGUUAGAAAUGGCCCUCGUGGGGUAGAAGCUUGUAACAGUGCCGGAUGGUGUUGGGAAGCAGCACCUGUGGGUUGGGGUGAAAGACCCACUCUGUGGCAAAGAGGUCUGAGCUUUCUUUCAAGGCAGCUCCAAACUUCCCUCCUCCUUGAUCCAGUUUCGCAGCCAAAACUCGUGGACAGGAGCAUACACCGCUGUCACCUCGCCUGACCCCACUCGUCCCUCGGAGGUGACACGUGCAGCCUUGGUCCCUCACUGCUGCCCUGCGCUCCUCUGGUUUGCUUGCACAGGCACUGUCGGAGCCGCUGGCCAGUGCAGCGGUGGUUUGGGCAUCUCCGGAGUCCCGGUGCCUGCUCCGAGGGGCUCCCAGGACGGGACCCCUGCCCUGCCCUCCCCGGGGACACAUCCACAUCUGCAAAGACAGAAAAUUGGAACCUGUCUUUUCCUCGGAAAACCUUUCUACUGUCCACAUGGAUCUCGUGUGUUCUUCAAAUGGAGUGGGGGACUCGGGGUGGAGGAUCCUGGAGGCCACCGCCCAAAGCUAGGGGCUGCCAGAGCCCUGUUACCUCCCCACUGUGGCUCCUCACUGGAGCAUCACUGGGGGCCUCUUCGGUUGGAAAAACGUGUCCUUGCUUUACCAGGAAAAGCUGGCAGGAAAGAGCAGUUAAACUGGGGGCUCCAUUUCCAGCCUUCCUGGAGAUGCGGCGGCCCUGUCCGGUACUUCAAGGACCACCUAUCCUGGCACUCCUCACCGUGCCAGUGGCCCAUUGACCUGGAGCCAGAUCCGUGGCGUGUGCCACCCAUGGCUGUUGGGACGUGGGCAUCACACUCCAGGCUUCUUCUGCUGCUGGCAGAGAAGUGCCUUCCUGAGGAUUUAACUGGGAAUUUUUUAAUACUGAAUUUUAUGUUUUCGUAAAUGGCAAGGGGUUGCAGCUGCCGGCCAAGGCAGAGCUGCAGAGGUGGCUCACACCCUUGGUCCUCCUGCACUGGGAACCUGCUCGCCACCAUCCAGUCCCUCGGGGAGGGAUGCCCAUUGGGGUCAGGUUUCUCCACCACUAGUGUUUCUUCCAGCUCUCCAUAAAGCCAGGCUAAGAUGCUGGUUCUGCUCUGUGUCCAGCCUGCUGCUGGACCAGGAUGCAGCUGGUCAUCUAGGUCCCCUGCCACCUCAAAAUGAGCCUCUUGCAUCUUACUGAUGACCUCCAUGGUCACCUCCAUGGUCCUUACUGGUCACCUCCAUAAUCCCCAUGGUCACCAGCAAGCAGGGACCUGGUGGUGAGCGCGGCGAGCAGCUCAGCAUGGCUGGAGACCCACCGUGAUCCCCAGCAGAGCCAGCACCAUAGGGAUGGGGCUGCAAACACCAUGGGGCUGCAUGGACUGGCCUUGCUGAGAGCAGCCGGUGCAGCUGGAGUGAGCAGCAGCGUCUCCACAGCAGCACUGAUUCAUACUGGGACAUCAGGACCCAGAGCUUGUGUUUCAGCUAAAGGGGUGCUCAGCCCUGGGACUGGGGUGCAGUUGGCAGUUGUGGGUGACAGCAGAAGCUGUCUCAGCCCUUCAACAAGUUGUCUCUGUCCAGUGGGCAAAUGUUUUGGUGGCAGAGGGACUUUCUGGGGAGGUGGGUCGGGCUCAAUGCUGGGGGGUUUAGGCCGUGCCCAGCCAGACAGGGGGGCUAUGGCUGGUGCCUGUGGGGCCCCCCAGCCCAAUUCAGUGCAGAGUCAUCAGAGUUGGUUGUGAUGAAGCUGUAGCAGGGCUGCCUUGAAGAGGGUGAGCAAGCAGGAGUACAAGGAGGACUGCAGUGGGGAAGGUUUUGGGAUUAAUCCCACUGCUUUAAUUGGUUUAUAUCAGUAAUUAGCUACUUCUGGCCGUGAUGAGCCAGCCAGUUUCUUCCCUCGGCAGCAGCAUCCUCACAGAGCAGGUGCCAGGCAAGUGCUCAGUGACGUGGGAGCCUGGGGAGAGGGCAGCCCUGCACAAGCAUCGCUGCGCUCCCAGCAUCACUGCGCUCCCACGGAGGAUCAGCCGCAGCAUCCCCCCACUGCCGGCACAGCUUCCCAUAGGUCAGAAAUGGGGUAGCGUUAAAAAUCCUCCCCAGCAGGUGCUUCCAGCAGCUGCCGCUGCCUCCCCGAAGGCUAAAUAGAGCACUAGCUCUGCCCAGGCUCCUCAGCGUGGGCUUCCCGAGGUCCCUGGCAUCUGAAUUGCAUUGUCUUCCCUGGCAGAGAGCAAAAGGGCGGCUUGUGGGCAGGGUUGUGCUGGGGAGAGGGUGCCUGCAGUGCUGCCUGCCCCGCAGGAGGCUUGUGUCAGCUCCCAGUGGGAUCGGAGCGGCUGGGGAGUGCCGGGCAGCGGGGACGGGUUGUGCUGUCUCUGGAUGUGCCGGUGGCUGAGCGCUGGGGAGGUGGCAGCAGGUGCCAGCCAGGGCAGCUGCCUGCGCUGGGGGCAGCAGGUCAGUCUCCUGCCCCUGUAAUCCCACAGCCAGGGCCGUGCCCAGCUGUGGGGUGGGUGGGCUGUAGCAGAGCACCAGCAAUUGUGGAGCUGCGCUGCUUUGGUGCCGGUUAAGCUGGGACCAGACCUUUGCUGCCAGACAGCGCAGGCAGCCCAGGUCCUGCUCUGCCGUGCAGCGCACGAUGGUCUUACUGUCCUGCUGCCAGAUUCCUUGUGCCCCCUGAAAUGCCCUCUCCACUCAGCCCCCCCAAAAGCAGAGCAGGAGCAGCCGCCUGCUGCCUGUAAUCCGAGGGCAGGGGAGGGAUUUGCCUUCCCUCUGCCUGUCCCAGUGCCCCGAGGGCAGGAGAGGGUCCUUUGUGGUCACUGCUUUAAUUGCAUCAUUAUUAUGCUGAGUAAAUGAGUCCUGGCAGCAGCAGAACCUGGUGGAUGCCAACGACAUCCCAGAAAGGCAUCCAGCAGUGGGCACCGUCCAGCUGGCACGAGCAGCGGCCGGGGACCUGGAUGGGACCCAGCCACCGACAGACUGUCAGCAUCAAUAAGGCUAUUAAUGCGCAGGAAGUGGCUGUCAAGGAGAAACACGCCAGAACAUGCAUCCUGGGCACGCACCAUGAGAAGGGGGCGCAGACCUUCUGGUCAGUGGUGAACCGGCUGCCGCUGUCAGGCAACGCCGUGCUCUGCUGGAAGUUCUGCCACGUCUUCCACAAACUCCUCCGGGACGGCCACUCGAACGUCCUGAAAGACUCCAUGAGAUACAAGAAUGAGCUGAGUGACAUGAGCAGGAUGUGGGGCCACCUGAGCGAGGGCUAUGGGCAGCUCUGCAGCAUCUACCUCAAACUGCUGAGAACCAAGAUGGAGUUUCACAGCAAGAAUCCCCGCUUCCCUGGCAAUCUCCAGAUGUCCGACCGGCAGCUUGAAGAGGCAGGGGAGAACGAUGUCAAUAACUUUUUUCAGCUGACAGUGGAGAUGUUUGACUACCUGGAGUGUGAGCUGAACCUCUUCCAGACAGUGUUCAGCUCCCUGGACAUGUCGCGCUCGGUGUCGGUGACAGCCGCGGGGCAGUGCCGCCUGGCCCCGCUCAUCCAGGUGAUCCUGGACUGCAGCCACCUCUACGACUACACUGUCAAGCUGCUCUUCAAGCUCCACUCCUGUCUGCCAGCGGAUACCCUGCAGGGCCACCGGGAUCGCUUCCUGGAGCAGUUCAGAAAACUGAAGGACCUCUUCUACCGCUCCAGCAACCUGCAGUACUUCAAGCGGCUGAUUCAGAUCCCACAGCUGCCAGAGAACCCUCCCAACUUCCUUCGUGCCUCGGCGCUGUCGGAGCACAUCAGCCCCGUGGUGGUCAUCCCUGCCGAGGCAUCCUCACCCGACAGUGAGCCCAUCACAGACCUGGUGGAGAUGGACACGGCCUCACAGAGCCUGUUUGACAAUAAGUUUGAUGACAUCUUCGGCAGCUCUUUCAGCAGCGACCCCUUCAACUUCAACAGCCAGAACGGGAUGAACAAGGAUGACAAGGACCGGUUAAUCGAGCGCCUUUAUGGGGAGAUUGCAGCCCUGAAGGAGGAGCUGGAGAACUUCAAGGCUGAGAGUGCACGGGGCAUGGUGCAGCUGCGCGGUCGCACCAGUGAGCUGGAGGCCGAGCUGGCCGAGCAGCGGCACCUGAAGCAGCAGGCACAGGACGAGAGCGAGUUCCUGCGUGCAGAGCUGGAGGAGCUGAAGAAGCAGCGGGAGGACACUGAGAAGGCACAGAGGAGCCUGACAGAGAUCGAAAGGCGGGCACAGGCCAACGAGCAGCGCUACAGCAAGCUGAAGGAGAAGUACAGCGAGCUGGUGCAGAACCAUGCCGACCUGCUGCGGAAGAAUGCGGAGGUGACCAAGCAGGUGACGGCGGCCAGGCAGGCCCAGGGGGAUGUGGAGCGGGAGAAGAAGGAGCUGGAGGACUCCUUCCAGCGGGUGAGCGAGCAGGCUCAGAGGAAGUCUCAGGAGCAGGCAGAGGUGUUGGACACGCUGAAGCGGGAGCUGGCAGCCAGCAGACAGGAGAUGCAGGUCCUCCAGGGCACCCUGGAGUCCAGCACACAGGUGGGAGCAGAGCAGAGCACCCGGAUCGCUGGCCUGGAGCAGGAGAGGGACAGCCUGAGCCAGGCAGCAGAGCAGCACAGGGAGGAGAUGGCUGCCCUGCGGGCCGAGCUGCAGCAGCUGCAGGACACGCUCAGCCAUGAGCAAGAGAGCAGCAAGAUGGAGCUGGAGACGUUGCAGACCCAGCUGAAAGACAAGCAGGAGAGCAGGGAGCGGGCGCUGCAGCAGCGCCUGGACGAGGAGCAGUUUGCCCUCUUACAGGGCACCGCGCGGGAGGCGGAGCGGAUGGUGCAGGAUGCCCUCAGUCGCCUGGAGGAUCCCGCUCACAUCAGCUGUACCGGCUCAGCAGGGACGCAUUUGAGUCCUGCCUGCUGUCUGCCGGCAGAUUGCCUCCUGUCCAGGACACUGGCAGCCUCUGAGUGCGUGGAGCGGCUGCAGGACGCACACAGCAAAUACCUUUCCAAUCACGGAGCCGUGGGCUCCCUGCUGCCCUGCCUGGCCCUCUUCGCCCACCUCGUCAGUGACACCCUGCUGCAGGGCAGUGCUACCUCCCACGUGGCCCCCAUGGAGCCUGCUGACCGUCUGCUGGAGAUGUGCAAGCAGUGCGGCAGCGAGGCCGUGAGCUACCUCAGCACCCUGCAAGACCCGGGGACGGUGGAAGGCGCUGACUGCAGCCUGGUGAUGACCUGCCUGGGCCAGAUCAGCGCUAUUGGGGAGGAGCUGCGGCCCAGAGGGCUGGACAUCAAGCAGGAGGAGCUGGGUGACCUGGUGGACAAGGAGAUGGCAGCAACGGCGGCGGCCAUUGAAACGGCGGCCGCCCGCAUCGAGGAGAUGCUGAGCAAGGCGCGGGCUGGUGACACCGGGGUCAAACUGGAAGUGAACGAGAGGAUCCUGGGCUCCUGCACAGGCCUCAUGCAGGCCAUCCACAUCCUGGUCCUGGCCUCCAAGGACCUCCAGAGAGAGAUCGUGGAGAGCGGACGGGGCGCAGCAUCCCCCAAGGAGUUUUAUGCCAAGAAUUCCCGCUGGACCGAGGGUCUCAUCUCUGCCUCCAAGGCCGUGGGCUGGGGUGCCACGGUGCUGGUUGACGCUGCUGACCUGGUGGUGCAAGGCAAGGGGACGUUCGAGGAGCUAAUGGUCUGUUCCCGGGAGAUCGCAGCCAGCACUGCCCAGCUGGUGGCAGCCUCCAAGGUGAAGGCAGACAAAGACAGCGCCAACCUUUGCAAGCUCCAACAAGCCUCCCGGGGUGUCAACCAGGCCACAGCCAGCGUGGUGGCCUCCACCAAAGCUGGGAAGUCACAGGUGGAGGAGAAAGACAGCAUGGACUUCUCCAGCAUGACACUCACCCAGAUAAAGCGUCAGGAGAUGGACUCACAGGUGCGGGUGCUGGAGCUUGAAAACCAGCUGCAGAAGGAGCGGCAGAAGCUGGGGGAGCUGCGCAAGAAGCACUAUGAGCUGGCAGGAGUGGCGGAGGGCUGGGAGGAGGACGCUGCGGAUUAGCACCCGUGACAGAAGCAGCCCACAGGGGACACCCCCACAGCGGGCUGGGACCCAGCUCAGUGCAGCCUUACGGGAAGAUCCUCAACAAACCGGUGCAAAAGCCACGCCUAAGCACAUGUCCUCUGCGUCCCCCCCUGCCGAGAGCUGCCUCCAGCGCCAGAGCACCGAGAGCCGCCUGGCAAGACCCCGGGGCCAGGAGCAAGGGCUCGCCGGCCUGACGCCAGCUGCAAACCGCACGUGUAUUUAUUAGAGCUGCUUGGGGUUGGGGGGUCUCUGGGGGUGGGGGGCGGUCUUUAACCCUUUAGUUUUGUUUUUGCACAGAUACUCAGAACUCUUUGAGCCAGCUCUGGCUGAGCAAGAGCGGUUGGGUUCUUUUGCCUCUCGCUGCUUCUCCAGCCUUAACCCCGUCUCUGGCUCGGUGCGAACAUCCCCCACGAAGGAGCCUGCUGUGAUGCCAAGGGCCCCGGGGGUGCCGCCAGGUCACGAGCCAGCUUUUAGGGUGCUGCUGGGCUUGGUGCUAGGUGUGCUCCCCCCUCCAGCGGGGGCACUGAGUGCCUUUGGCUGCUGCAGGGUGUGGGGGAGCAUUCCCGUGGGACAACCCGGCCAGUGAGACCAGGGUGCUGGCAGCAGCCAGCAGUGAGGAGGGAGUGGGACGGGUAGUGGGAACGAUGCUGCCGUGAGUGCUUGCCCCCCCAUCCUGGGUCCCCAAAAUGCCACACACAGCCUCCCCGGAGCUGGGCUGCCCUGCCCCAACAGAUCACUGUGUUUAUGCCAGCAAUAAAUGCUCUGCAAGGUGCUGGGCAUGGGUUUGGGCAACUGUGGUGCCACUGCACAAGCCACCAGCUCUUGGGGAUGGGGGGUGGCUCCAGGGCAGCAGCACAGAGGGUUUGGGGGCCAGCCGGGGUGCCCCAAAACCAGAGUGACGGCAAUCCUGCCCGCUCACUCUGGGCUAGUGCCACCCCUGUGUCCUUGCCACCCGCUUCAGCGCACAGGGUAUUGGUGCCAGCAUUGCAAUGGGGCGGCUGUGGGGCUGGCACCAGCCAGGGAACCUUUGUGCCUUGGAGCAGUGGGGCUCAGAGGGCAGCGGGGUGUCUGCCAGCUCUGGGCCCCCAGCUCGUCUCACUGGGGUGGGGACGGUGGCAUCAGACUGCGCAGCGCUGUCCCUGUCCCCUAUGUCCACCCCCAUGGUCCUGCCGGUGUCCCUUGCUGGGCCAGGGUGUCCUUCCCCGCCUAGCAGCAUCGCUGCCUGCACCCUGCCUUCAGGCAGCUGCCCCUUCCUGGGGGGGAGACAGCCAGACCAGCCCAUCAGCGUGCUGGGGUUGCGGGGUUUGGCCUUUCUCCCUUUAGGAAGCAGUGGCAUCGCCUGGUGUGGCUGGGCUGUCACCGUGUGCUUUCCCACUGACAUCCAUCAGUGCUUGGCUGGCACGUGGAGCAGUGGGACCUGCCUACACCCUCCUGCCUGGCCAGGCCGUUGCCAUGGCCUCAGGGCUGCCACCCUCUACACGCAGAAGAGCGCAACUGUCCACCAUGCAGGGACCCGGGGUCUCCGCGUCCCCAAGCCAGCCCUGCUGCCAACACACCUGCGCUGUGCCCGCAGCCUACUGGGGAGCCCCUCGAGGACCUCUGGGCUCCCCCCCCCGCGGCUCCCACUGCCGCCCCAUGGCCCACCGUGGCCAUACCCUGACCCGCGCCAGCUCCCCUCCGGAUGCAAUACCAACCAUCCUGUUCCUGCAGGACACAGGGAGCCCCAAAACCCUCCCCACUCUUUUGGGGGGGGGUCUCGCCUGCAUGGGGUACCCCCAACUACCUCAGGCCUCCGGGUUGGGUCGGGGCUGGGGGGUGGCGAGGGGGUCACGGUGGCAGUGGCACCGCACUCAGCUGAAACCACUUCCUUUUGUAUGUCGGCUGGGUGCUGGCAGUGGGGGAGUGACCCCCCUGUGGUCCGUGGCGCUGGCGGCUGGUGAUAGGGAUGGUGGGGGUGCCCCUCCACUGCAGGUGGGGUCGACUUUUUUUUCAUUGUAUAAUAAUAAUAAUAAUUACUAUGUUGUGUUUUUUCGAUUUUUCAAUAAAGCCUUCAGCCCAGCC